Molecule: messenger RNA, 963 nt
Organism: Capronia epimyces CBS 606.96
Lineage: Eukaryota; Fungi; Ascomycota; Eurotiomycetes; Chaetothyriales; Herpotrichiellaceae
Exons: 2
Coding region: 1-963 (320 amino acids)
Source: RefSeq, a predicted model, not a curated record
AUGCCGGCCACCACGCGAAGUCAAGCAAAGCAGACGCACCUGGAGACUCUCCAGACCACGGGCCCCAACGCGACAUUACCGCCUCACGAUGAACCCUCGACGAGGCGAGUCAAGUCGAACGUCAAGCCCACACGCUCCAAGCCAGCGGCAUCAGAGACAAAAGCAAAGGCAAGCAACCCCCAGUCCUAUUCAACCUCAAGCUCACCGGCGGCGAAAAAGCAGAAGCGGAAGCGGAAGCUAAAACAAGCACGGGAACAAGAACAAAACCCAGACCAAGAACAAAGCCAAAAUCAACCUUCAGGCCACCUGCCCAAAUCCCGCGAUGUCGCUCUGUCCGACCCCGACCGCCCUGCCGAGGCCAAGGUUGCCGACCAAUAUAAACCGAUCAUCAUCAACCGCGCCCCCGUGCUGCAGCUGUGGGCGGCGUGUGUCGCACAGCGGCUGCACCCAGACCUAUCGUGGCCGACAUGCCUCGCAAUCGGCUCGGCCAUUUCGACGUUAUGUGCGAUCUCCAAGGGGCGGGCGAUCGGUACGAUCGAGCCGGCGGACCCGGCGGACGGAGAGGCUAAAAAGCGCAAAGAGGCUCAGAAAGCGCGCGCCCACGACAAGGCCGGUGCGGAUCGCGAGGUUGAGAUCGAGGUCAUGGGGUUCCGGCUCCUGGUUGAUGUUGCGAACGAAACCGUGCUGGUCCAGGGCAAACCGCGGCACGGGAGCGAGGGACCUCUCCAAGCCAAGUUCGGCGGCGACCACGACUACACUCGCGUCAAGGAUGCCAUGGACCAUGCGGUCGCCACGUGGGCCGGUGGUGACGGCGACGAGGAUGCAAAGGAGCUCAACAAGACUGCCUUCCAUAUGUACGAGGCCUUCCGGCCCUCCGUGCAGAGUGGACAGCGCGGCUGGGGACGCAAAGGCGAGUUGAGCAUCGCGAAGAUCAAGGAGGCGGUGGAGCGGGAGCGGGAGUAG